This is a messenger RNA of Colletotrichum phormii, 576 nucleotides long. RefSeq names its product peptidyl-tRNA hydrolase domain-containing protein. Gene Ontology annotation, biological process: mitochondrial translational termination. Gene Ontology annotation, molecular function: translation release factor activity, codon nonspecific; peptidyl-tRNA hydrolase activity. NCBI's taxonomy places the organism in Eukaryota, Fungi, Ascomycota, Sordariomycetes, Glomerellales, Glomerellaceae. The coding region runs from base 1 to 576 and encodes 191 amino acids. Gene Ontology annotation, cellular component: mitochondrial large ribosomal subunit. The record is from RefSeq and is a predicted model, not a curated record. The transcript is spliced from 3 exons.
AUGAAAUUCGUGACAAGUCUGUUUCGAUCUGUCCGUCCAACAUCAGCAAGUCAUUUCAUCCGACCCCUGCAGCCUGUCCGCUGGGCUCGCUUCCAAGCUUUCGAGGCAGAUUUUGAUCCUGAAGAGUUGGAAAAGGCACGAUCAUGGCACAAGUCUUUUAACGGCAGCCAACUUCCCAAGGGGCAAACAACCUAUGCUCGCUCCAGCGGUCCCGGUGGCCAGCAUGUUAACAAAACUGAGAGCAAAGCAGUCACUGUUUGGCCGAUCAAAGACAUAUUACCAGUCUUGCCAAAACUGUUACACCAAAGCAUCAGGGAAUCAAAAUACUACACAGCCAGGUCAGACUCUCUGACAUUCCAAGCCCAAACGCAUCGCCAGAGAGACGCCAACUCGGAAGAAAACCAGCAAAAGCUCCUUGACGAGAUCAAGAAGAUAUAUCAGGAGACAGUCCCUGGCGAAACAAGUCCCGACAAGAAGAAGAAACAUGAUGAGAUAGCAAAAUCUUUCAACGAGGGACGAUUGAGACAGAAGAAACAAAUGAGCUCCAAGAAGCAGAAUCGACGUUCUUUUGACUAA